UCCUGACCUCAUGAUCCACCCACUUCAUACUCCCAAAGUUCUGGGACUACAGGCAUGAACCAUCGCGCCUGGCCCAUAUUCCCUUUAUAUCCUUACUCUAUAAACUUUUUCUAUUUAUUUAUUUUUAUUUUAUAAAUGUUUUGUUAUAAAGACACAGACACACACAUUAGCCUAGGCCUGCACUGGGUCAGAAUCAUGAAUAUGACUGCCUUCUACCUCCAAGCCUCAUCCUACUGGAAGCUCUUCGUGGGCGGUAACGUGAAUGGAGCUCGUGUCUCCUAUGAUAACGGUGUUUUCCUCUGGAAUACCUGCUGAAGGACCUACCUGAGGCUGUUUCACAGUUAACUUAAAAAAAAAAAUACAAGAAGUGCACUCUAAAAUAAUGAUAAAAGGUGUUGUAUGAAAAUACUACACAAUAGGAAUUUUUUGACUCUCUUGUAAUUUUGUAGGACCACUGUUGUGUACGAGGUCUAUCAAUGACCAAGGUGUUCCUCUGGGGCACGUGACUGCAUGUGACUUUUAAAAGCAGCAAAGCAAGGCUUUGAAAUAACUUCAAGCAUCAAAAAUGAAAGAAGGAAACAUUAAAAAAUCUAGCCUGUUUUACAGUGUUCUAAGCCAGUGUUUUCAACAUCGAUUAUCAGAUUAAUUCUCACAGCGGCCCCCAGACUUAGGUAUGGACUUGAACUUUGUACCCCACUUACAAAUGAGGAGGCGGAGGCGAGGGAAGUGAAGAGACUGUUUCUACCUGGGAGUGGAGGGGGCCAGCAAGGGACCAGGCUUCUGGCUGUGGUGACGGGGCUGCUGCCAUCAACAUGCCUACCCCUUAAAGCACAAUGUCAAGACUAACCAACGAUGGGGCAGGGCGAAUUGUUGGGCAGCCUGAGACCUGUAUGUGAGUGGGACAGACAGCAGAGGGGGUGCCUGGGGUUCCUGACCCCCCCUUCCUCUGGCUAAAGCAGAGAAAGGGCUAGACACAGGCAGCAUCCACAGAGAGGCUACCUGGUGCCUGGACUUGCUCCUGUGGCUUUUUCUUUUUUUGAGACGGAGUUUCACUCUUAUUGCCCAUACUGGAGAGAAAUGGUGCCAUCUUGGCUCCACAGGGUCAGAGAGCCUGUCAAAGGUCCUUGGUAUUUCAGGCUGCCUUCACUCCCCCUUCUCACUCAUUCUGCCCCUUUUUGGAAGCUCAGAGCUCCCCAAGAAAGGAAUGCAGGCCUGGGGACUCUGGGUUAAGAAGGCUCAGACGGAAGGCCCAAGCUGUCUCAGGAAUUCACACAGAGGCUGGCAGGAGGGAAAAGACAGGCCACUUGGGCUCACAAGGUUGAGGGUCCAGGUAUCAGGAAAGGGGAGGGAGCAUGCGGCUUUGAACACACGCUUGAGUGGUACCUCAGCAUCUCACCCUGCCCAGGUAGCACCGUUUUGCAGUAUCGCCUCCAGUCUCUCUGGAUAAGGUCUGCAUUGCCUGAGCCCCUUGUCAGAGCACCUCCAAUGUAUGGGCAGUGGCUAUGUCAUCAGUGCCCUGAAGGAUAAGAUGUGGCCCUGUGGUGAGUGUGGGAAGACAGCCCUAGCAAGAAGCGAAGAAGGCACAGGCCUUCCCUACACUUGGGUGUCUCACAGGGUCCGUUUGGCUGAAGUGUGAAGGAGGAGUGAGUGUUGCAGGGAAGAAACCUCCCCUGGAUGCCUGGCAGUGCAGGGUAACGGACAGAGCUCUUGAGGGUGAGAUGCACCAGGAUCCCUUGCAUCAUGGGGAACUUAUUUAAAAAUGCAGAUUAUGGGCUGUCCUCUGAGAUUCUGGUUCAGUCGUCUGGGACGGGGCCUAAGCAUCAGUGUUUAAACAUGUUCUCCGGAUGAUGCUGAUGCACGUGGUCUCUGGACCACUCUUGCGGAUCCCUUGACUAAAAGGUUAGCCUGACUUGCCCACAGCCAGAUAGAACUACACAGGCUCCAGAAUAUGUCCUCGUACCGACACCGUCUCAUCUCUGGUCUAGAAGCCCAGUUGAGGCGCCCAUAUAAUCCACAGCAAACAGGCAUCUCCUCAUUCUCCCAGAUGCUACUGAGAUGUCUCCCUGGGAGACAUGGCCAGGCGUCGUCAUGGCCUGCAGGGAGCAGUUGUCGAAGAAUCGGGUCAGGUGGGGGUUGGCUGGCAUUACCUGUGUUUCUGUGGUGGUCAUGGCUGCGGUAGUCCUUGCCAUCACCCUGCGGCGGCCAGGCUGUGAGCUGGAGGCCUGCAGCCCCGAGGCCGACAUGCUGGAUUACCUGCUGGGCCUGGGUCAGACCAGCCGCCGAGGUGCCCUGGAGGUCACCUGGUACCACGCAGCCAACAGCAAGGAAGCCACGACAGCUGCCCCAAACGGCAACAUCACCGUCCUGGAGGCUGACGUCAAUGUCGAAGGGCUCGGCACAGCCGAUGAGACAGGAGUUCCCAUCAUGGCACACCCCCUGGCUAUCCGUAGCUUCAACACACUGGAGCAGUGGCUGGACGGUAUGCCAGGCUCUUCCCAGAAGGGCAUCAAACUGGACUUCAAGAACAUCAAGGCGGUGGGCCCCUCCCUGGACCGCCUGUGGCAGCUGACAGAAGGGGGCAAAGUCUGGCGGCCCACGCGGAUCAACACUGACAUCUUAAAGGGCUCUGACAUGCCCAUCUCAACUGAGGUCAGUGCCACAGCGUUCCUAGCCCUCAUCCAGGAGAAGUAUCCCCAGGCCACCCUGUCUCCAGGCUGGACCACCAUCUACGUGCCCAUGUUCCCAAACAGGAUGUACACCCGAGCGAUGGUGGAGAAGAUGCACGAGCUGGUAGGAGUGGUGCCCCAGAGAGUCACCUUCCCUGUGCUGUCUUCCACGGUGCGAGCCACCUGGCCCCACUCCAGCUGGCUGCUGAGCCAGUCUGAGAGGUACAGCCUGAUGCUGUGGCAGGUCGCCUCGGACCCCAUGUCGGCAGAGGAUCUGCUCUACCUCUAGAACAACACUGCCAUCCAUCAAGUCUACUAUGACAUCUUUGAGCCUUUCCUGUUGCAGUUCAAGCAGCUGGCCUCUACUUGCAAACGUAACACGGGAGGCAGUCUGAUCCCUCUUCUCCAGUGGUUCGGGGGUGAUGGUCUUGAUGCUGCCAGGGGUACAGCAACAGUCACCCUCCCAGACACAGAAGGCACGAUCCUGCGGAACACUGUCGAGGGAACUGUGGCUGAGAACCCCGUGGCCACUGUUUGUGCUCCAAGUGGCAGCAUCCUGAGGUUGGAGUCCUGCCUGCAGCAGCUGGCCACACAUCCCGGACACUGGGGCGUCCAUUUGCAAAUAGUGGAGCCUGCAGCCCUGCGGCCGUCCCUGGCCUUGCUGGCAUGCCUCUUCAGCUUUGGCCUCUUGCAUCAGCCUGCGUGGAUGGGGGCCAAAAUCUCCCACAGGAGUUUUUCAGUCCCUGGUCACAUGGCUGGCAGAGAACUGCUUAGAGCUGUGGCUGAGGUCUUCCCCUGUGAGACUGUGGCACCAGGCUGGCCUGAGGAGGCGCUGGGCAGUGGCUACAAGGAACAGCUGUUCACAGAUAUGCUAGAGCUGUGCCAGGGGCUCUGGCAACCUGUGCCCUUCCAGAUGCAGGCCAGGCCACCGGGCCACAGCACGGCUGGAGCUGUAGCCAGGCUGCUGGCAUCCUCCCCCUGGGCCACUGUCACAGUGGAGCGCAGCCCAGCUAGGGGCGACUAUGCCUCUGAGAGGACAGUGCUGCUGGGAGCCAGGGCUGUGGACAGGACCCGAAUCUACUACAGGUUGCCCCAGCGGUACCACAAGGACUUGCUGGCAGAUGUUGGCAAAAACGGAGCACCGAGGGGUGGUGGCCAGUGGACCCAGGGUGGAGGCUGCCCGCGGGGAGGCAAGAAGAAAUAAAGGCCUUUGCCUUUCUCCAGGCAAAACAAAACAAAACAAAACAAACAGAAAAGGAAAGGUUAGAAACCGUGGUCUGGAUAUCUAGCUUAUUGUGUGUGGUCAAUAGAAGCUUUUUAAUAAAUGAAAAAUGUUUUACUCACCCCUGUCACUCCUUUGCUAGAAAAGACAACUUGGAGCUUCCAAGAGAACAGUCUGUCCCCUGGCUAUGUUUCAGAAACGCUCAUUCUGCUCAGUCCAGCUGCAGGGAAAAGGAUUGUUUCUAGAAGAAAGAGCCUACUUUACACAGCUGUAUCCAGGGAAGGCUGAGGGUUGCUCCCCAUGGCCCUCUGGUUCUCCCCCUGACUGUUUAUGAUCAGGCCCAUGUGCAGCUUCUGGGAUCCCUAACGAUGCCUGAUAUAUGGGGAGCUUAAGUGGCUACAUUUCAGGCUUCAGAUAUUAGCAGAGGACUCUUGCGCUGUCUGAAGACGAGCAGUUGAUGUAUUCCAUGUGCUGGAGUCUGCCAGCCCAUUAGAAUUUAAUUAAGCACAUUCUUUCCUGACAGCCUUCUGGUGCUCAGGAGCAAGAUGCUUUUGGCUUUUGGCUGCAAUUGGAACUCAUUCUUUCUCCCUUUUUUCCGGAAGCUCUCAGCGUCUCCUCUGCCUUCAGAGAACUCGUGGUGGUGUGCAUCAGGGUCACUCCUGGAGAUUCUGAGACAGCCGUCUUCCUCUCAGUCGUCCUCCAUAGGUGACUCUGAAUUGCUCUGAGGCCUAAGAACUGCUGACCUCUGUAGGUUAAUGAACCUCAAGCCAAUGCCUCCACUCUGGACCUCCCGAGCUUCAGACAUUUGCACCUUUCUGUCUUUCGGGCAGCUCCACCUGGAAUGUCUAAGAGGCACCUCAAGCUCCAAGUAGAUGUCCUAUAAGUUUUGGAGUCCUCACCUGCUGUAUUCAAUUCAUUCUAUUUAUUCCUUCUUCCAAAAUGUCUCUCAAUUCUCUCACCUCCUAAGGAAAAUUCUGCCUUUCGUAAACAAGGUCUAGUCACUGGAUGGAGGAGCUGUUUCUCUGAUUCACCCGAUUUCCCUUUCUCUUGAGAAUUUCUCCCUAACCAUUGCUCCCAUCUCAUAAAUAACUUAUAAUAACUUGGGUAGGGGCCUGUGACUUCCCCUGCACACAUGCAUGCUUCUUCCUUUAGUUUCCUCUAGCACAGCUGAGAUGAGGCUGGAAAACCUGACUGGAUUUGUCCCACUGGAGACUCAGUGAUAAGAGAAGGGAGAUCAGCACAGGGCGUACUGUGACACAGGAUACCUGGCAUUCCCCUGCUUUCCCUUCGAAGCCUGAAGGGCCUGCCUCACCGGAGCUCCCCCUGGCAUCCCUAUGGUGGGUACUGUCUUGGCACUUGCCAAGUUGAGUGUGUGCCCAGAACAGGUCUUCACCCAGAACAGCUGGAGCAAGGUCCUCUCCCUGCUUCCCUGCUUCAUUUCUGCUUCUCGUCAGAGCAUCCAUCUGGUUCUCAAACGGCUGGUGUUGGAUAUAACCACUCCCUUCAGAGGAGACCAUGCCUAUUCCAGGGCCAGGGCUGCAUAAGGUUCAGCAUUGCAACCAAACCAAAAUAUGACGUAGUGACCCCAAUUGUAAUGAUGAACUCACAUUACAGCCCCUGGCCAUGCCAUUGCCGCUGCCUUAGUUCCAGGCUUCAGUAGCUCUUGCCAACCGGUAGCAGAAGGCUCCCCUCCCGUUGUUGACCACAGCCAGUCUUCCCACAGUAGCUGGACCCACAAUCCUAAAACUACAGAAUAUCACCGGUUAGCAGUUCUCAAACUAUUUGGUCUUAGGAUUCUUUCACGCUAUAAAAAAUUACUGACGAGGUGGGCGGAUCACGAGGUCAGGAAAUCGAGACCAU
Molecule: messenger RNA, 5748 nt
Organism: Macaca mulatta (Rhesus monkey)
Lineage: Eukaryota; Metazoa; Chordata; Mammalia; Primates; Cercopithecidae
Product: protein FAM151A-like
Source: RefSeq, a predicted model, not a curated record